Xiphophorus hellerii (green swordtail) is the source of this 4140-nucleotide messenger RNA. RefSeq names its product membrane-associated ring finger (C3HC4) 1 (gene marchf1). The transcript has 6 exons. Gene Ontology annotation, molecular function: zinc ion binding. Lineage: Eukaryota; Metazoa; Chordata; Actinopteri; Cyprinodontiformes; Poeciliidae. The record is from RefSeq and is a predicted model, not a curated record. Bases 404 to 2008 code for a protein of 534 amino acids.
UGGAAUGAGGAAAGGGAAAAUGAGAGCUUGUGGUGGUGAUAGUUUGUGGUCCCUUUGGGGAAAACAGGAAAUGCGUGUUUGAACCUUUAUGUCCCGUCCUCUUCUCACUUCAUAAUUAUUCAUUAUCCAUAUCCGAGAUUCUCCUUCUGGUUUUGAGCAUGUACAGUAAGUUCUACUGCUUGGAGCAGAGGAACAACAUGCAUCCCGCCCAGGAACAGCUCAGGAUAUUAGCACUUGUUUUCAAAAAGUGAAUAUGGAAAGACUGACAACGUGUCAUCAGCUAUCAGAACAGAAGACAAACGUUUCUGCAGGAACAUGAGUGGUUUGCUCUGGCCAGCCGACCCGCUUAGAUGAUAUUUCUGAGUCCCGCAAGCCCAGCAAGCACAAACCCAAUCCCUCUGCCAUGACAGUCACCGGCACGGCCCUGAGCGCGUCGGCCCAGGCCCAGAAGAAGAAGAGACGGCACCGCCGCAAGAGGAGCAGCUGCUCCACCUUCGACUGUGUGGACCCGAGCGGCAAACAGGAGCAGAGCGACCGCAGCCUCAGCUCCGACCGCAGCGAGCUGGGCGAGAAGCGGGAGCGCUCCUUCAGGAACCGCAAGGAGCUUCCUCCCCGCCUCAGGCGCUCCGGCGCGGCGCAGUCCGACUCCUCCACCGAGGACGAGGCUGGGCGGGAAGCCCGCAGCUGGAGCAAAGAGAAAGCCCGACGAGCGCGGCGCCGCAGCGUCAGCAGCCGAGAGAGGGACGCCGCAGGCGGCCGCGGAGCGCGGCAGGACAAGGGCGAGGCCAUGGAGCUGCAGUCGGUGGACUCGGACGAGGAGAAGGAGAACCAGCCCCUGGUGGAGGACAGCGGCGGCCUCAAGAAGAGACACAGCACCAGGGGCUCAGCGAAGAGCCCCGUCUCCCGGAACCAAAGGUCCCGAAGCAGAGAGGGGGAGAAGAAGAGCUGCCGGUCCCGGAGCUCCAGAGACAGCUCCUCGCUGGCGGAGGACGGCGAGCAACUGAUCACCAAGAGAUACCAGGAGAGGGGGUCUGGAGACGGGAACAUGUCGGUGCCCAUCCCCCAGAACCACUGCGGGGCCGGGGAGGGUCACGGGGGCACAGCCGGACCCGGUUCAGACGACUCUGAGCUGGAGGUCUGCAGGAUCUGCCACUGUGAGGGGGACGAGGACUGUCCACUGAUCACGCCCUGCCGCUGCACCGGCAGCCUGAGCUUCGUUCACCAGGGCUGCCUCAACCAGUGGAUCAAGUCGUCCGACACGCGCUGCUGUGAGCUCUGCAAGUUCGACUUCAUCAUGGAAACCAAGCUCAAACCUCUGAGCAAGUGGGAGAAGCUGCACAUGACGAAGAGCGAGAGGAGGAAGAUCUUCUGCUCGGUUUUGUUUCACCUCAUAGCUAUAGUGUGUAUGUUGUGGUCUGUCUACAUUCUGGUCAAGAGAACCACGGACGAGAUCCGACUGGGGAAGAACGAUGAGUUACGGAGAGUUUCUCUUCUAAAGUACUAUUCAGCUCAGGGUAAGCAGCUCUGCGCACACACUCUCCCCCCGUCCUCCAGCGCUCCCCUUGGAGCCCGGCUGACUGCGGGUUGGGGGGUUCUCUGCCUCCACAGGUGUGCUGGAGUGGCCCUUCUGGACCAAGCUGAUCGUGGUGGCCAUCGGCUUCACAGGCGGCCUCAUCUUCAUGUACAUCCAGUGCAAAGUUUACCUGCAGCUGUGGCGCCGCCUCAAGGCCUUCAACCGCAUCAUCACGGUGCAGAACUGCCCGGAGAAGAACCUGCACCACCCACCUCAGGCCCGGCCCGGCGCCAUGUCCAACGGGAAGCACGAAGCUGUGGAGGUUCCCGUCUCUCCGGUUUCGGCUCUGGCUCCUGCUCCGGCUCAGGACAUGGACUCGGACUUGUCCGUGGAGGCUGCGGUGGCUCCGGACCCAAACCCCAUCUGACCGCUGCUCCUGCAUGCCGGACCACGCUCUGCUCUGUUCAGAGAGGCAGGCGAGAGAGCAAGGCGUGAUUCAAGACUCAGGUGGUACUUUCUACUCAGCUGCAGCGAUAACUGGUCUUUGAGAUGCAGCAGAUGAGUCUAAGUACUGAUCCCGUCCAGGACAGCUGGCAUGAUGUGGAGGGACAAAACGCAAGAGACCAGUAAAAAAAGGGAGACAAUAAGAGGGGGACUGAAGAGAAAAGACGUGGUUUAAUGGCUUGUUGAUGCCAUGUUAUAAGUAUGCACUUUCUAAACCUGCACUGAUAGAAAUGAUGUAGUUGAAAACUCCUGAGGAUGGGUUUAACCAGAGGUCAGUGUGCUUCAAAUACGCCUAGCAAACUGAAGACCGAGUUCUCAUAUAAAGCUUCACACAUCCCACAUAUACCAGACAAUAUAUAAUACGAUAGACACAUGAUCAAUAUCAAUGGAUAAUGCAACUGAUAGAAAAUUAAAUAUUGAGAAUAUUCACUGAACUCCACAGCAUUCUGGAAGAUGUAGGCAAAGUUUAGCCGCUCAAGGCUAGCAAAGCAAAGUUGCUGGUAUCAGGUGGCCAGGUAACAACCAGCCCCUCAUUCUACGCUGUUUGCUUCGUACAGUCCAGAUUCUCAGCUGUUGAGAAACGAUUGCUUCCUGAAGGCAUGGACUCAGGUGAAGUUUUAAACUUUACCCAAAUGCCAACAUUUCUCCGUGACAAUAUGUAAUGCGCUGGCUUCCUAGCUGGGAAGCUAUGAAGCUUCCUGAAAAUUGGCUGCACUGUAAACAAUCAUCCUCUGCUGCAAAGAGAGAAGUGCAGAGCUAAACAAGAUGGCUGUCAUUUGAUAAUUCGAUAUUUGGAAGCGAGACCAAAGCACACUCUGAUCGACUUCGUUCACUUCCCACACUGCCAUUGCUAAAACAACAGGCAAAUCUAAAACAGUGCAGAAAAUCAACGUCAUCGUUGUUGACUCCUCCUUCUGUUUCUGAUUGGCCUGGUAGAAAAUCUACUGGAGGAAAAUCAGUGUUGGGAGAAAACCCAUACUGAAGGCUAGUGGCGUCAACUGACUCACUCACUCAUUGGUUACCUAGCAGCAACCUGUUCAGUAACUUGGGCAGCGGGAGUGUCAGGUUUUGCCACAGUGUCUCAUAACUUCUUAAAAAAUAAAAAUCAGCAUGGAGAGAAAACUGUGGAUAAAACAGGAACAGUCACGCCAGAAGUUUGGCAGGAUUUUAGAUGUCUAAAACAAAAAACUAAUCAGUAAUUAUCAAUAGACUGAUAUGAAACACUUAUGUUUUUCAGCCAUAUCGUCGAAAUAUCCAGCAGAUGAUGAUGUAGAAACGUACAUUAGUUCAAAUCCUCUCAGCCGCCACCUCUAAACGUCACAUUUACACACUGAUCAGACCCACUAACUGGUUUUGUCUACAUUGCAGAAGUAUUCGUGCCCCUGAAAAUCCCUCCUGUCAAACUGCCCCGGGGCAGAUGUGGCUACAAGCUAGCUCCCCACCAUCAGUGUGUGAAGGACUCUGGAGAUGUAGAACAGGACUUUUACAGAUAUUUAACAUUCUGUCAUUACAGCCACAAAGUUCCUUCAUUUCAACAGGAUUUUAUUUGAUACACAAACAUAAAAUAAAGUUCUGGAUGCAUUUUAAUGUAGCCUCCCUUUUAUCUGACACUACUAAAUAAAACCCAGAUGCUCCACAGAGCGGUUCAUAUGAGACUUUGUCCAUGACUUGAAGCACACUGACACCUUCAAUCACUCAGGUCUUCAGACACCAAAGACUUGUAAUUAUUAAAGCAUUUAGUCUUAAUUCCAGUGUGAAUCUAAAUAUGUGACCUUUUUAAAUGUAUUAGGGCAGUUUUGUUGUCGUUUGUGGUUCUUACUCUGCAGUCAGUGAUUUCAAUGUCAAUAUGAUUAGAGGUUUUACAGUUGCCAUCUGUUGGUGUUUUUUUUUUGUUAGAUUGCAGCCGUGUUUGUCUAAACCUUAAAAAGGGAUGAAUGUUUAAUUUUCUAAAAUUUUCUACAGAUGUGAUUUCCAGUGUCACAGGUCACAGUUCAGGGGUCAGAGCGUGUUUAUGUCUUCAAUCCAUAGUCUGUUCAUAGCUCUGAUUGGAGACGCCGUGGGUUACAUGCAAAACCUUUUUUUUUUUUUUUUGUCUGUGCAAUAAACGAUGAAUGUAGAACAUC